GUGGCCAAGGAAGAGGCGAAUUACAAGCUCUGCCGGGUCAAGAAGAUGAUGCGAGGUGGAACAAAACUACUUUGCGACUUCUCCGCGACACGCGAGCGGAAGUUUCUUUGUUUUUUCGUUUUCGAGUCGACUCCCGGCCAGUUGGAUUCCCGUCGAAAGUUGGGUGAGGAAAGUUGGUUUGAAGACGCGACUGUCGGGCGGAAGAAGGGGGUCGACCCAGAAGAAGGUCCCGGUGAAUUCUGGGCUCAGAUUGGAGGAUUCUUGGCUCGGUUCGGCGCAGAUCCUGUUGGCAAGCCUCUUGAUGCAAACCACGACUUCGGAAUGCUUUCGCCCCAAAAUUCCAUCAACUUCUUGCUGAAG
Molecule: messenger RNA, 360 nt
Organism: Durusdinium trenchii
Lineage: Eukaryota; Dinophyceae; Suessiales; Symbiodiniaceae
Source: the annotation of a GenBank genome assembly